CAUCACUCUCCCGGGAGAAUAUUCACUAAACACUGGACUUUUGUUACUAUUUCGACCAACUUCAGAAAUGAUCCGCAUCAACAACACCCAGUACUUCCACUUCCUGCAGCAGGCCAAUGCCUUACGUCGCUCAGGGUUGUUCUGUGAUGCCGUCAUCACGGUAAAGAGUCAAAUUUUCAGGGCUCACCGACUCGUACUGGCAUGUGCAAGCAGAACACUGGCACAGCAGCUAGCCCAGGAAGAUGUAGACAGUCCAGUCCACUGCACUUUGGAGUAUUUCUUACCUCGCACCUUCCAGCAGGUCCUGGAUUUCACCUACACCCAGACUCUUGAGGUGUCUGAGGAUGACCUGCACCUGCUGCUGAAAGCUGCGCAGCUAUUGGAAAUGCAGUCACUAGAGGACCAGUGCCGGAAGCAGCUUAACACCCUCGACUACAGAGAAGCGGCCAAAAGAAGAGAAAUUACAGAUGUGAAAGAAGAAAAAGAAAGUGCAGAGGAGACAGAUCAAAAGGAAAAGGCAAAUCUAAUGCAAGAAGAGAAACUCCAGGAAACUUCUCCCGAAGGGAAGGAGGCCAGUGACAGAAUUGUCACAAAAAACCUCUCCCCCCUUGAUACUGCUAAGAGCCACAACAGUCCACCAUCCCCAAGAAAGAAGGCUAGACUGUCUCCCGUGUCAGCAAUGCCCUACAACAGAGACAGUGUCAUUACCAGGCCUAUCAAUGGCACAUCUUCUUUCUCUUCUUCUCCGUGGACUUUACCUACAAACAUGUGGGACUCUGUGAACACCCUGAAGCGCAUAGCAGAAGAUUAUUCAAACUUGAUAGCAGCUCACCCCCUCCAGACCCGAAACCAGUCCUCUGUAGCAUACCCAAUCUCUUUCUCCACUCCCCGUAUGCUCCCUUUACUGGGCCCCCAUUUUCAAACCCCGGCUCACAGCUCUGCAAUGAGCUACUCGAGCUUCUAUCCACGAUAUACACCAAACUUUUACACUGGGCCUACAAGGGUGGGGAGCAUAAUCAAACAAGGCCUUUUGAAAAGAAAAAAACCCAGCCAGAAACCUUUUACUGGGACCAUCCAAUCUAAUGAGCUGAGUUACUCUGAAGUGCCGAAAGCCAGUGCAGAGAGAGAUAAAGACUGCCAGCACUGCACUCUCGUUGGUGAUCCAGGUCUGCGGGAGUCAGCGUCCACGCCUUCAGAUGUGGCCUGUGCAGGGUGUAGGUUCUGUGGAAGAGGAGAUGCAGCACAGCAUGAAACACAAUCCCAUCGACAAGACCACAGGGGAGAAAAACCCUACCAGUGCCAACACUGUCCCAAGAAGUUUAGUCUGAAACAUCAACUGGACACACACCACAGAGUUCACACUGGGGAGAAACCCUUCGAGUGUCGUCUCUGUGGUCAGCGCUCACGGGACUACUCAGCCAUGAUCAAGCACCUGCGGACGCAUGGCGGGGCCGCUCCCUACCAGUGCACUGUGUGCCUGGAGUUCUGCAGCAGCCUGGUCGCCAUGCAGAGACACGUCAAAAUUCACGCAGUGCAGGACUUCCCCCCUGACUGGAGCAUCAACAGCACCUACCUGUACACUUCACACAUCUGAGCCACACCUUACAACACUCUGACCUCCGUCAACACAACGUUCUCAUUGGCUUAGCUUCAUAUUGUGUUUUUCAUUUGAGUCACAAGCAUUUGUUUUCCUGGAAGAAAAAAUCAUGAUGAUAUCUGAAAGACCCAGAAGGUCCUUUAACAACAUUUAUCAUUGUUUUGAAGGUAUCAUAAUACAUGAGAUGCACAAACUUCACAGCAAUAAAUUCUAUGCAAACUGAGACUGCAUUGCAUCCACAUUCACAACAACAGAGAAAUGUGGCACUAAUUUCCAAUGACAGAAAAGGUUUUACUAUUGUGUUUUCCAUUUAACAUUAUGUCAUGUACGUGCAUUAAAACCACAUUAACAGCUCAAUAAAUGACACAGUACUCUUCC
Messenger RNA from Scomber japonicus (chub mackerel), 1975 nucleotides. RefSeq names its product zinc finger and BTB domain containing 32 (gene zbtb32). The record is from RefSeq and is a predicted model, not a curated record. Bases 68 to 1594 code for a protein of 508 amino acids. Gene Ontology annotation, molecular function: protein binding; DNA-binding transcription factor activity, RNA polymerase II-specific; RNA polymerase II cis-regulatory region sequence-specific DNA binding. NCBI's taxonomy places the organism in Eukaryota, Metazoa, Chordata, Actinopteri, Scombriformes, Scombridae. Gene Ontology annotation, biological process: regulation of transcription by RNA polymerase II. The transcript has 5 exons.